CGAGUGCAGGGGGCCGGUGUUGGGAGGCGGGCCUGGGCGGUCUCCUCCCUCCGGGAUCCGGGCAGUAGCCAGACACCUCCGGGCUGGGCUGGGGCUCUGCCGCCUCCUGCCCGGCGGCCCCGGCGCGCACCCCCGCCCACCUCCUUGCCGCGGGUCCUGAUGGCGGCGGAGCCACUGACCGAGCUGGAGGCAGCCAUCGAGACAGUGGUCACUACCUUUUUCACCUUUGCAGCGCAGGAGGGCCGCAGGGGCAGCCUCAGCAUCAAUGAGUUUAAGGAACUGGUCACUCAGCUGUUGCCCCACUUGCUCAAGGAUGUGGACUCUUUAGAUGAGAAGAUGAAGAGCUUGGAUGUGAAUCAGGACUCCGAGAUCAAAUUCAACGAGUACUGGAGACUGAUAGGGGAGCUGGCCAAGGAGAUCCGGAAGGAGAAGGCCCUGGAGAUCCGGAAGAAGUAAAGCCCCUGGCCAGGAUAGGGCCGGGCUGGCCAGGCAAAACCCCCUCCCCCAUAUAGCUUCCUCCUUGAAACACAGGUGUUUCUUGUUCCCACCCUACCCUGCUUUCUUCUCUUGAGAGUACGGGCUUUGAGAGCUUCCCUGGACUUGAGAGUGGGUCCAAACAUUUUGAGCUCUUUAAGGACCAGGAAUGUUACUCAUCUUUGAACAUCAUUCUGCAGCAUUGAACACUGGGUCUUGUAUUGAUUACUAGGGAGGUGCUCAGUAAAUAAAUGGCUGAUGA
This is a messenger RNA of Hyaena hyaena (striped hyena), 736 nucleotides long. RefSeq names its product S100 calcium binding protein A13 (gene S100A13). The record is from RefSeq and is a predicted model, not a curated record. Gene Ontology annotation, molecular function: RAGE receptor binding; calcium ion binding. Gene Ontology annotation, biological process: positive regulation of cell population proliferation; positive regulation of canonical NF-kappaB signal transduction. Lineage: Eukaryota; Metazoa; Chordata; Mammalia; Carnivora; Hyaenidae. Gene Ontology annotation, cellular component: perinuclear region of cytoplasm. The transcript is spliced from 3 exons. Bases 160 to 456 code for a protein of 98 amino acids.